AUGGAUAAAACUCAAGAACAACAUAAUAAAACGCGCCGUCGUAUUAUAAUAUCGUUUUGGAUAGUUAUAUUAAUAGGUCUUCCGUUUUGGUGGAAGACUACUGAAGUUUAUCGUGCUCAAUUACCCUUUACUGAAAUAGAAGAAUGGUCAAAAUGGGAGAAAUUUGAGCUUGAAUUUCCAAUUGAUAUAAGACUUUAUGUUGCUCAAACUAAAGGAAAGAAGGAGGGGACGGAGGAUUAUUUUAAAGACCUGGCAAAUAUUGUUGAAAAUUCUAUCAACAACAAGUCUAUUAAUUUUACAAAAUAUCAUAACAAGAACAUUAAAAAAUCAAUAAAAUAUCCUAUUAAAAUUCAAAUAUUGAAAUGGGAACAUUGGGGAAGUCAAAAUCCAAAUACUAUUUUAGAUUUAAUUGGUAAAAAUGGACAAUAUGAUUUUUAUAUUAUGCCUGGUGAUAAUAAUUUAUCAUCAUCAAAAGUUUUAGUAGGAAAUCAAAGACAAGCAAUUGUUGAGAUAAGUCAAUGGAAUAUUGAUGCCAUUGACAAAACAAUCUCUGAUCUUAUAAUAAAUUUAUUUCAGCCUGAGCAGACUGCCAUAAAAAAACUUUUAAUGGAACAAGAAGUAGUUGCAAAGGUAGAGUUUGAUAAUAUGAGAACAAUGAAAUAUUCACCAUUGUAUCAAGUAACAUUUAGUUUAUUGAAUGGAAAUCCAUCAACUCUGCAUGUAGAUUGGGAUAUUGAACAAGCAAAUAUUGUAAGGAAUAAUGCAUUUCUUAUUCCUAGAUGGGGAGGAGUGAUAAUCAAUAACAUUGAUGAUAGGUCAAUUGGAAAUAAUAAUAAUCAUUUUUUCACUUUUGAAGAAUUAAAAUCUGUAAUGUCUAUAUUUAUAAUGCAAUUAAGAGGUUUACUUGGUGUACAAGAUUUUUGGGGAAAAGCAAGACUUAAUUUAGAUUCAUUAAUAAAUAUAGAAUUUACAUCACCACCAAACACAGCAAUCACAAUGUGGGAACUUGAUAGUUUGAUAAGACGUCGUAUAGCAGAGAAUAUUGAUGCAACCAUUUCAACAUUAAAAUCAUUGUCACAAUUAGUCACAGAAAUUCCAAAUAUGGUUGUACUGGAUCAUAUCCAAACUGAAGUUUUGUUAGCAUUAAAUAGUUUAUCAAAGUCAUGUGACAGUUUAAAAAUGAAACGAUAUGAUGUAGCAUUAAAACAUGCAAAAGAGGCGAUAGAAAGAGCAGAAUCAGCAUUUUUUGAUCCAACAAUGGUUUCCAUGCUUUAUUUUCCUGAUGAACAUAAAUAUGCAAUUUACAUGCCAUUAUUUGUACCUAUAUCUGUACCAUUAUUGAUUGCUUCUUAUCGAGAAAUAAAAGGAUUAUAUCCUUUUUAUUAA
Messenger RNA from Entrophospora candida, 1386 nucleotides. NCBI's taxonomy places the organism in Eukaryota, Fungi, Glomeromycota, Glomeromycetes, Entrophosporales, Entrophosporaceae. The record is from the annotation of a GenBank genome assembly.